This is a messenger RNA of Arvicanthis niloticus (Nile rat), 1765 nucleotides long. RefSeq names its product centrosomal protein 44 (gene Cep44). Lineage: Eukaryota; Metazoa; Chordata; Mammalia; Rodentia; Muridae. The record is from RefSeq and is a predicted model, not a curated record. Gene Ontology annotation, biological process: centriole-centriole cohesion; centriole replication. Gene Ontology annotation, cellular component: spindle pole; centrosome.
AUCAGUAGACUCUCCUGAAGAAGCCGAGAGAACCGAGUGUGAAUCUGCACCUAGGAAUACCAGCAAUUGGGGCAGCCUGUGGCUCGGAAUGUUUAGCCGCUGUUCGAACUUUCCGCUCGAAGUCUAAGUUCUUAAAACAAACCGUCGGCACGAGAGGCGACCCAAGGCGCGGGCGCUAAGGCGCUGGGUCUGGAGACCCGGUUCCCGCCACUUUCUCGGGUUACUUGUGCUCCCUUCUUCUUUCUGUGUUUGUCCGGUCGCCUUGGGAACCUUUCAUUUUGCUUAGCGGCUGCUGGCUGAGCUCUUGCUCGCGGACUGACUUUUCUCUGGCUUGGACGGAGGUGGCCCUUCGGCUGUACUCACCGAGGUUGCUGGGUUGUAGGCGAACCAUCAGAUGAAAGAUUGUAAAAUUGUUUAAGAGUCGGAGCUGGAUCGCAUUAUAAUGGCAACAGGUGAUUUAAAAAGAAGCUUGCGGAAGCUAGAACAAGUGCUUCGUUCACUAAAUUACCCCAAUGAGGUGGAUUAUGUCGGCCUGAUGAAGGGAGACACAGCAGCAUGCUUGCCCAUCAUCAGCUACUCUCUCACGUCCUACUCCCCUCAUGUAGCAGAACUUCUGAUGGACUCCAGUAUAGAGCUUAUCGCGAAGAAUGAUGUGCGCUUUACAGAUACUGUCUAUAAGCUUCUUCGUGAUCAAUUUGCUUAUAAACCAAUUUUGACGAAAAAGCAAUUUAUACAGUCUGGAUUUGCUGAAUGGAAAAUUGAAAUUGUCUGUGAUAUAUUGAAUUGUGUGAUGAAAAAACACAAGGAAUUGAGUGGUCUUGACAAGACUUCAUCAUGCCAAAGGAAGAAGCACAUUUCUGAGAAGCCAGAACCUUGUUCACACAGUGAGAAGCGUCCUGCAGAGGCUGUCAGCACUGACGUCACGGGCAGGUUUAUGACGUCAGGAAAGAAGAAAGCUGUGGUGAUCCGCCACCUGUACAAUGAAGAGAAGGUUGGCAUUCCUGAAGGGACUGUAACCUCAACAGAAGUGAGUGAAGACUGCAGUGAGUCGGAAGAGCAGAGUUCUGACAUUCGGAUUCCUGAGGUCCAGGCCCCUGAGGUCAAGGCUGAGCUGCAAGGUGCAUGUGAUAAUCCUGAGAUCACUGCACUGCAGAUCGCACUGGCUGAGUGUCAAGAAAAGCUGAGGCAGCUAACUUGGGUAGAGAAACGGCUUGAGUGUCUGGAAGCUACAACAAAAGGGAAAGUGAUGGUGGAUGAGAAGGCCUGGAAUAACCUUCUAAGUCGAGUUACUCUUCUUGAGACUGAGAUGCUCUUGUCUAAAAAGAAUGAAUCUGUAGAGCGUAAUACGGCAAGUGAAGACUCUGAGUCAGUUAGUGAUGUGGAUGCUGUGCUCUGUGAUAAAAAAUACAAUGUGGGGGGACCAGCAAGUAACUAUCGCUCGUCUGGCUAUAGUACAGUAUCGUCGGAGACAACGCCCAGGUGCUCCACUAUUAAUUACUGUGUCCUGAAAGACUUUUCAGAGGAAACAACUAUCCAGAAAAUGGAAAGGAUGAAAAAAAUGUUUGAAGAAACCGCCGAGUUACUGAAGUGCUCGAGUCACUGAUCAUAGAAUGUUCUGCAUAAACGUCCCCAGGACUUUGGAGAUAUAUAUAUAUAUAUAUAUGAAUUCUGUAUAUAAUUUUAAUAUAUGAUAAUUUUUAUUUGGAUUCUAUUUGAUAUGUGAGUUUUUUUUUUCAUUCUUAAAUAAAUACUUUUAAUAUUUUAA